Messenger RNA from Aegilops tauschii subsp. strangulata, 498 nucleotides. Lineage: Eukaryota; Viridiplantae; Streptophyta; Magnoliopsida; Poales; Poaceae. The record is from RefSeq and is a predicted model, not a curated record.
AUGUCUCCAUUCGUAUGCGUCGCCAUCCUGUUGCUCGCACUGGUCUCGCCCUCGCCGGCAGCAGCCAGCAUCCCCGGCACUAGCAACAAUGGCGCCGCCGUCGCCGCCCCUAGCGUGCCCACGGUGACGCAGUUCCUGCAGGCGCACAACGACGCGCGCCGCGAGGUCGGCGUGGCACCCCUGACGUGGAACUCGACGCUGGAGCAGGACGCCGAGAGAUACGCGGGCCGGCUUGGUAUCCGCUGCAAGCUGGAGCCGCUGAAUGGGUACAACGAUGGCGCCGCCGUCACUGGCUCGUGGGUGUACGAGCGGCAGUCGUACGAUCACCGCGCCAACACGUGCGCGCCCGGCAAGGUAUGCGGGUCCUACACGCAGGUGGUGUGGAACACCACGCGAGAGCUCGGCUGCGCCCGCCGCACCUGCCGGAGCAGCCGCGAUACCGUGGCUGUUUGCAGAUACUUCCCUCCCGGCAACUACCGCGGCGUUCCGCCAUACUGA